AUGGAAAAGGGAGGUCCACGCAUCGUGGAGAACAACCAAGAUGAAUCGCAAAAUACCCUUAUUGGAAUGGCUCAGGGAAAUUCCCCAGAGGCGCAGUAUUCAAAGGGUCCAAGAGAAAGAUGGAUUCGUUUUCGCAUCCCCGAUGACAAAUUCCUGCCAGAGAAAUCUAAUUUUCACCACGGAGAUACAGCUGUGUGCUUUAAAGUCAUUGACCGAGAUAUCGCGUCAAAGCUUCCUUUUGGAAUAGUUGUGACGAAGGAAGUUUCGAAAGCCAAGCACGAGUUGCAUCCAGAAAACGUGGUUCAUUCAGCCCGACUGGAAUUCUCAUUACAUUCAAGGACGUCAACAACACGGAGCUUGCAGCAAAAUAACUUCAAGCAAGACUCCUAUGGCGCCCGGGUUUUGGUGGUGCGAUAG
This is a messenger RNA of Aspergillus luchuensis, 417 nucleotides long. RefSeq lists its product as uncharacterized. Lineage: Eukaryota; Fungi; Ascomycota; Eurotiomycetes; Eurotiales; Aspergillaceae. The record is from RefSeq and is a predicted model, not a curated record. The transcript has a single exon. Bases 1 to 417 code for a protein of 138 amino acids.